Thunnus maccoyii (southern bluefin tuna) is the source of this 3739-nucleotide messenger RNA. RefSeq names its product ethanolamine kinase 2 (gene etnk2). The record is from RefSeq and is a predicted model, not a curated record. Gene Ontology annotation, cellular component: cytoplasm. Gene Ontology annotation, molecular function: ethanolamine kinase activity. The transcript is spliced from 9 exons. Gene Ontology annotation, biological process: phosphatidylethanolamine biosynthetic process. Lineage: Eukaryota; Metazoa; Chordata; Actinopteri; Scombriformes; Scombridae. The coding region runs from base 290 to 1372 and encodes 360 amino acids.
GAUCCCGGGCGGGCGGAGCCAAGUAGGAGGAAAUGGUACUGUUGGCUGACUGCUCCCAAGAAAAACCGGCGACGAGCGUCCACACAUCAGGCAGUUUGACCGCACAUCUUCACCGCUUUCUAGCCUUCACUACUGCAGCAGCCGUCAAGCAAGAUAUACCUCUCAAGCUAAACUCCAGUCAUUCACUGAAACACAUCAUAAUUUAGCUGCUUAUAAACCAGGCAACACUUGUAUCUAGAAAUAUCUGUGAAGGGCUCGGAGAUUAACGUUACAGAUAAACGGCUGCAGGAUGGAGACGCAGAUACAUGUGCCCGUCGGCUCGCCGGUAAUUAGAAAAAUUCCCAUUUUCGUGGACGAACACAGCGUGACGGAGGGGGCGAUGAAGCUCAUUAAGGAGCUGAGACCGGCGUGGGACCCCAGCCAUGUCAAGACCAAGCUCUUCACUGAUGGGACCACCAACAAGUUGGUGGGCUGCUAUGUGGAGGACAGUCCAGAUGAUGUAGUCCUGGUCCGAGUAUAUGGGAACAAGACAGAGCUGAUUGUGGACAGAGACAAUGAGCUCAAAAGCUUUCAGGUGCUGCAUGCUAAUGGUUGUGCUCCCCGCCUCUACUGCACCUUUCAGAACGGCAUCUGCUAUGAGUUCAUGCAGGGGGACGCUCUUGGGACACAGGAUGUCAGGGAUCCUUCCCUACUCAGACUGAUAGCCAGGGAGAUGGCUCGUAUCCAUGCCAUCCACGCACACAACGGCUGCAUCCCCAAACCCAACCUCUGGAUCAAGAUGCGAAAAUACUUCUCCCUGGUGGCCACAGAGUUCACCGAGCAAGCCUCCAACGUCAGAAUCAAGCAGGAGGUGCCCAGCAAGGCAGUGCUGGAGCAGGAGAUGGUGUGGAUGAAGGAGCAUCUCUCCACACUGGGCUCCCCCGUGGUUCUUUGCCACAAUGACCUGCUCUGCAAGAACAUCAUUCAUAACAGCAAAGAGGGUCAUGUUCGCUUCAUAGACUAUGAAUACUCCAGUUACAACUACCAGGCCUUCGACAUCGGCAACCACUUCAAUGAAUUUGCAGGCAUGUCUGAGCCAGACUAUGGGUUGUACCCCAGUCGGGAGAUGCAGAUGGAGUGGCUCAAAGUGUAUCUACAGGCAUACAAACUCUUCACCAAGAAAACAGAGGAGGUCAGCCCGCGGGAGUUGGAGACACUCUAUGUACAGGUCAACAAGUUUGCUCUGGCUUCUCACUUCUUUUGGGGCUUCUGGGCACUCAUCCAGGCCAAAUACUCCACCAUCGACUUUGACUUCCUCGGGUACGCUGUGCUACGUUUCAACCAGUACUUCAAGACCAAACCUGCAGUGAUGGCCCUGCAGAUCCCGGAAUGAGAGGAGAGAUGGAGGGAAGACAGAAUGAGGAGAGAGGACAGGAAGGGGCGGUCUGGGUUUAAUGCUGGGACUUCCUGUAGGGUGGGAACUCUUCUCUGUCAGCCAGGUGCUGAUAGACCACUGCUUGGUCUACUUGGCAUUCAUUUCUGCAUUAAGCGCAAUUACUCUUUCAUUCCUCUAAACUUAGCUCCAUGUCUCUCACAACUCUAGCUCAAACAUUACAAAUACUCCAGAGUUCUGUGUGUGUGUGUGUGUGUGUAUGUGUGAGUGAGAGAGUGUAUGCUUGUGUAUGUCUGUGUUCUUCAUUUGUCUUGAUACACCCAACAUCUUGCUUUCCCUCUUAGGGCAUAGUGAGCACAGAAGUCUGAGUUUAGGGUAGAACUCACUGACUAAAAACCUGCUUUACUGUCUGUCACACUGGCACCAAAAUGUUCCACAUCGCUGGUAAUGAAGGUCAAAAGAGGGAGUAGACUGUCAAGGAGGGUUUGAUGCUGCCAUUGACUGAUGAGUUUAUCCUGUUCUCUGUGCACUGUAUCUGUGGCUCAACGCCAUGGCCUCUGUAUGAGGUAAUGCCUCUGCAGCCAUUAUAGUUACUGUAGACACUGACUACAGAUGUAUUUCACCUGGGAUUCCUCAGGUUCUGCAUGUGAUGUGUGCAAUGAGACCAUUCCUCCUCGUUUUACCACUGUAAAAUACUAAUGUGUGAGAUCCUUUUUCUCCAUCUUUGGUGCUAAGUGCUUGUAGCUGCAGUGUUUCUCCGAGAGAUCACCUGUGCAUCAAACACUGGUGUCUGAUUUUUCUGUCGAUGCAGUUUGAGCUUCUGUCGGUUCCUCUUCUAGUUGUUCCAAGCAAACUGCUGCUGCUAGAAAUGUGAAACAUACUUUUCUGUGUGCUAGUCCCCUUGGAAGGACCUGUCAGACACUGAGUGUGUGGAACAGCAAAUGGAAAAGCUUUUCAUGGACCAGCUGUAGGUUGAAUCACUAUUGUGUUAUAGCAAUCAGUGAUAGAGAGUAGCUAAAUGUGCAUUUAUUUAUUUAUGUGAAGACAUUGUGGAUUAUUUAACAUCUCAGGUGAAACGACUUGUCAGUUUGGGUUGCUUUAGUAAGUGCUGCUCAAUGUUGAAUUGGGAAGUGAUGCUGAAGGAGGGGAGAUGGAUGUCGGUUAAAAAAAAGAGGGGACCUACGUAAAUGUCACGCUAAACUCCGUGUACGUUUUUCCACCUUCUUGACUUUUAUGGUUACAGCGAAUCGCUCCGUUAAACUUUCCAUUUGAACUUUCCAGACCUCUCGGAAAAUCACAACCUCAGUCAUCCCCCCUCCGCCCCCUCCCUUGCCAACCCCAUCCUCCCCCACUUUAUGCCCUCCUGUGUCCGCUUCCCCCUCAUGUUACUAUCUUUGAUCUCCUCCCAGCCCAGUUUUGUUUCACAUCUGUUGAGAUUGAAGCAGUAACACCUGUUCCACAGGGCGCUUACCAUCUAAACAUCCAUCACAGACCGCUUUCAGCCUUGCACUGUAAUCCAUUCCCAUCCCAGAUUCAGAGCCAAAUUUUGUUACAUAAUCAGACAAGUCUAGUUUUCAAAAAGAGGCAUGAAUGGGUAAUCUUGGGCUGUGCUGCUGUCAUGAGAUCACCUCAGUGGAAAAACAUGGCAUCUGACACUCCAGAAACAGUGUUUUUCAGAAGGACAUAAGAUCCUCAUUCAUCACACUCAGGGUAUCUGCAGAUCCUUCAAAGAUCUUAAAGCAAACGUGCUAGAUGCCUUACAAAACAUUACCAGGAUUAUUUGCGCUCAGUCAAUACACUACAGGUUUAAUAGUACAGUACACAUCUUGUCUGUCUUAAUGAGUACAGUUGGACUUCAGGAUACUUCCCCAGUAACUUCCAGCUGUUCUUUCCUCAUUCUGGCUAUUGAUAGUUUAAGACCCUCUAUAGUCAACUUAAAUUCAAUCAGAUAUUGGACCUUUUAUUCAGUUGGCCUCAAAUUACAAUCUAUAAAAGGGUAUCUGCAGAUAUCCUGAUACUGAACAGCCUCUAAGAAAAAUCAACCAAUAUACAAGCACUGGCUUCUGCCAUAAUGAAGUUAAGCACAGGAUUCACUCCUCCCAAUCAUUGACGCAAUCAUUGAUCUGAUUAGACUGGAGUGAUAAACACAACACAAUUAUGAAUGAAUCUCAAGCUCCAGAUCAUAUCUUCUGAAGUUGUUCAUUCAUGCCGAACUCCAGAAAAGGGAUGUGUCACGCUCCUCAGAAUAUUCAGCCCCUCAUUGACCCAGCAGGGGGAGACACUGAGCUCUGACCUUUGUCCUCCACUGUGGGUGUCAUGUAGCUGACAGGCUUAAUAAUUUACCAGGUGAGCAGCAGUCCUUCAGAA